This is a messenger RNA of Acanthaster planci (crown-of-thorns starfish), 4007 nucleotides long. Its product is annotated as immunomodulatory peroxidase-like. Gene Ontology annotation, molecular function: heme binding; peroxidase activity. The record is from RefSeq and is a predicted model, not a curated record. Lineage: Eukaryota; Metazoa; Echinodermata; Asteroidea; Valvatida; Acanthasteridae. Gene Ontology annotation, biological process: response to oxidative stress.
UCUCUAAACAGCACACAACUUAAAUCCCCUCGCGUAUACGACUGAACGUCUUUUGUAGAUGAGACCAAGAAGAUGCGCCUAAAUUAUGUAAUCUUACAAAACUGGAAUCGAUAUCGCCCGGUCACCUCGUGUUUGUGUGAAACGAAAAAAGUCCCGUUUUGGUACAUACUAAUGAUGUGGGGUUUUUUUCCUUCAACUGUCAACAACUGUUUCCUUGAGAACCAUAUGGUCAUGUCCAAUUUUACCCACGUGGGUAAUGGAUCGUGCAACGCGAUGAGUGGCUAUAAAAUUCAGAGUCGUGCUAAGCUUAGGCUACUCUUCUGUCUUGGUGAACGGAGCGAGACUUGGUGCAUUACGACAGAGACUGACUUCAUCGGUGGGUAAAAGUGUGGGCUAAAACUGCACAUUUCACCAUGAGGAUUCAAUCGGUUAACAGGGUUUUUGUAAUCUCCGUGGCGUGGUUGGCGUGCAUCGCACUGGCAUUUCACACCGGCCGAGAGGACGCCUACUCGGUGGGCGAUACCACGGAGCUUGACUUCGACGCUGCUGGUGACGUCGAGCUCUUAAACGAGCUGGAGAAACAAAUCGCCAGUGCAAAGAAAUGGUUUGCUGAACAAGAAUUAGCAACGACAGCAGAGGGCCGUCCGAAAGAGAGAACAAGACGUGACCCCCACGACCUGCUCCAUCACUUCGGAUUUACGCACGCGCAGUCAAAACUACUCGCGAAUGCUGCGCGUGCGUUGCAGAACGUAAGCGGAAUUUACAGAAGAGUCUUUUCCGAGCUGUCCCCCGAGGGGAAGCGACAGCUAUGCGAAGCCGCUGGCUAUGAACUCACUACGGACGACUGCCCUUCUUCAACCAAGUACCGCACCAUCGAUGGCACAUGCAACAAUCUCAUCAAUGUGAACUGGGGAAAGGCGUUCAGUCCUUUUGUGCGCAUUCUUCCGGCUGCAUAUGCCAACGAUUCGGCCGCUCUGAGGCUUGCGAAGUCUGGAAAUCCACUCCCAGGCGCUCGUGACGUCAGCAUGAAGCUAAUCGAAAACGAGAAUAAUGUGAAAGCCGAACCCUGGACGGUCCUAAUAAUGCACCUGGGGCAGUUUCUGGACCACGACAUAGACCACGCGGCCCUUCAGAAAGUUAACUGUACUUGCGAGACCACUGACAAGUGCUUACCGAUCGCUAUACCGGAGGAUGACCCGUUUUUCGAGCAGCCCUGCCUCAGGUUCGCCCGCUCCGUCCCCGUUCCCGAUGCGAACUGCAACAUCGUCCCCCGUCAGCAGGUGAAUCAGAUCACGUCCUUCAUAGAUUUGUCCCAAGUCUACGGCUCAACUCUGGAGAAAGCGAUGGAGAUGAGAGAUGUGAGCCAAGGCAAAGGUCUGCUGUUAGCCAUGGACGACCCAAGUAACAGUGUCGGGAAAGAACUACUACCAAACGAUGAGGAACACACAGACUGUGUCUUCGCUAACCCAUUGUUGAAAUGCGGCCUUGCCGGGGACGUGCGAGCGGCCGAGCAGCCGGGCCUGACCAGCAUCCACACCAUACUGCUGCGGCAGCACAACCGCAUCGCUAAGAGACUCUCGGAGUUGAACCCUGACUGGGACGACGAGACGUACUACAACGAGGCACGGAGAAUCUGCAUCGCCAUGUGGCAACACGUGGUUUAUAAUGAAUAUCUACCCCCUCUUAUGGGAUCCCAGAAUAUGGCUAAGCACGGUCUCCGAGUUCACCCGGACACCUUUUUCUACGGAUAUGACCCUUACCUCAACCCCGGCGUCUUCAACGUCUUUGCGGCAGCGGCUUACCGUGUUGGACACACGCAGGUGCCUUCCACACUGUUGAAAUUGGACCGGGACCAUAAUGUGAUGGAGCAGGUGUCACUCAGCGAGGCUUUCUUUAACGCCACUUACAUGAACACCUCUCACGGUCAGGGAGGCUUGGAGGCCUUCAUACGAGGCAUGGUGGCUCAGGCAGUGCCCAAAGUGGACCUAAGCAUGACUAACCACUUGACCAAGCACAUGUUUGCAGAUCCCCCUGGCGGGGAAGGCCUUGACCUGGCGGCACUCAAUAUCCAGCGGGGCAGAGAUCACGGCAUAGCAGCGUACAACGACUGGCGUGUGCACUGUGGCUUGCCUCGGGCGUCAAGCUUUGAUGAUCUGAAGGAUCACAUGACGGAAACCACCGUCCAGAAGUUCAGGGACGCUUACGAUGACGUUGAUGACAUUGACCUGUUCCCUGCCCUGAUCGGCGAGGAGACGGGAGACGGCCAGCUGAUGGGACCCACCUUAGCUUGCCUAGUGGGAGAGCAAUUCCACGCCCUCAAGUUUGGCGAUCGGUUCUGGUACGAGGACGGAGUUGGGGAUCAAGCUUUUACCAAAGAUCAGCUCACUGAAAUUCGCAAGGCAACCUUUGCCCGCCUGUUCUGCGACAACAUGAACGAUUUACCAACGAUUCAGCCGUACGUAUACAUGGAACCAGACGUGGGCACAGUACCAUCAGAUUCCACCAAUUCGUUUUACGAGUACAGCAAGGCUAAUGACUUCCCCAAUUCUAACGGGGCAAUGCCGGGCUUCUUCAAUGGACGGGUGUCAUGCAGUGAUACAGCGACUAUUCCCCAGCCUUCUGUCGAGCCAUGGAAGGAGGGAUACGUUGAAAGCGAUGGUGCGUCCGGUGGCAAGGACCUGCCUUUUAGCCUCCGUCAAGAACACGUGAUCUGGUACCGGCUGCAAGACCAAUCAUAAGCCUCUUUUAGCCAGGCGCCAUGUCUGUCGGCACACUGAUAGCCCAAUUUCAGGCUCUUCAGAUUUUGAUUGUUUAUAUUUCCGAAAGCUAAUACUAAAACUUUACGUCUUCGUGUGGUGACUGGAGGUUUUUUUUGGAAAUGAAAAGGGUACAUUUGCACAGUUUCUGUUUUGCAAAUUUUAAAACCUUGUUUUUUGCUAUGAAUUUGCGAUUUGUUACCUCUGCCGAGAAGAGAGCAGAGUGGGGGCAGGGACAUGCCCCUCAGAAGAGGAGAAAAAUAUACGUUUGGAAAUAUAAUUAAGGUGAUCUGUUGGGUCUACUUCAUUUCUCUUCCUUUAAAGUAUGUAAGAACCCCCCAAAAUGUAGUCUAACCCCUCAGAAAGGCGAUAAAAAGUUUCAUAAAAGAAUUCCAUAUUCGUUGGCCCCCCUCCGAAUAAUGUGGUUCUGUAUACACCCUUACGCUGGGGCUAUAUACUGCAGUACACUCCGAAUGAACUUUCCGUUUCUCGGAGGAAGUAAUCAGUGAAUGUGAAUGGUUAACUUUAACAAAUUUAAUUCAUGAUAUGUAAUACAAAACUUCUGCAAAUUGCUUGCUGACUACAAUGACCUAAAAUACAAAUCCCAAAAUAUGGAGGGCUUGACGUUUCGAUCCUGGCAGAAUCUCUGUCAAAGGCUUUUGAGAAAGAUUCUGCUAGGAUCGAAACGUCAGGCCCUCCAUAUAUUUUGAAAUUUACUUCAUAUUUAACUGACCAAUUUGACUCAUAUUUAACGGUGAAAAGCAGAAAGAAAACAUACAGAGACAAGAAUGAUUUACCACAGACUGGGCAAAAAUUACUACGACUGAAAUUUCAGCUUGGUGGACAAUGCAGUUUUGUGGAGUUCUGUUUCAAAAACAAAACUUUAACUCCUUGCCAAUAAAAUAAAAAAUAAAUGGAGCCCUAUUGUAAUACUAAAUGCAUUAAUGUUAUGUCUUUGCAUUUAAUUUUACCUCCAAAUAUAGUUUGUGGCAAGAAAACUGCCUAGUAGAAAUAUCCAUCAGUGGGUUUUUACACGUGAGUCGUAUUUAGGUGUCAGUCAAAAAUGAUUUCAAGUAGUUUACAUUCAGUGAUUUAAUUUUGAAAUUUGCCAGACGUAAGUUUAUGGAUUUAUAUACCAAACAGUGCAUGAAUAAUCAAAUACCAAUAAUAGAAUAUAUUGAGAAUAUUUUCAGAGAAAUUAUCAAAAAUUACAUAAUAAACCCGUACACUUUUUCAGACGUCGUUAAAAUA